AGAGCAUGCGCGCAGGAUAAGGUUUAUUGAAAAACUAGUGUCAAUAACUUUAAUACUGUUAGAUCAACAGGCUGUUUGAAAGAGCGCCCCGCCUCCUGCUCACAUUAACUUAAACCGAAAGUAAAAUGAUUCUCCUCAGUCUGAACAGCGACUUUGUGUAGCUAAGAAACUGAGUGAAGCUCACUGCUGUGUGCACUCAACAAGCCCGUGACACCUAUUAUUGCAGCUUAAGAACAAAUGAGCAGAUUCAGCUCUCCUCCAGCACUUUGUGGUAAUGCUGAUCAAUCUUGAUUAAAGACGUUCAAACAAAUGGAGUCUCAAAGAGGACUGAGCAGCAGAUGACUAAACAGAAAAGGGUCAGUGAUGGAGGAUCUACCGCUGAAAAGUGGAGGAAAUGGUGCAACAGGCGGGCAAGAAGAGGAUUCUCCUUUGUAGGAUGGUCAGAGAAAAUCCUGAGAAAACAGGAGUACAGAGCCGACAACAAAACAUCGCAGCUGAGACACCGAGCCAAAAUCAACCCCUCGAAGAACCAGGAGGCCCUGAACACAGACCAGACAGAGUGAAACCUGACAGCCAAGAGCCAACAGAGAGGCAGCUCGAUUUACUGCUCUGGAGCAAACUCAACUUAAAGGAAGACGCUGAAACCUGGCGCCGGCUGGUGACUGGAGCUGACGCUCACAACUGGCCCACACACCUCCGUCCAUUCAGCAGCCCUGCAGAGUAUGAACUAGUGAAAAGCACUUACCAGCAGCUCCAGCACAGCGGUUACUACUGGGGACCAAUGACCAUGGAGGAGGCACACGAAAUACUCACGCAUGCAUUACAGGGCACCUUCCUCAUCAGAGACAGCGGCCAGCCUGAUGUUUUCUUCACUCUGAGUUAUCAAAGCGAGGACGGCCCAACUAGUGUUCGUGUCCAGCUGAACAACCUGCUCUUCAAUCUGCAUGGCAGCCAGAGGACUUUUGCAUCACUCUUCGAUCUGCUCACUUAUUACACUAGCUCAUCCUGUAAGCUGACUGUGCCAUAUCGCAAACAGCGUCCAGAGAGCCUGAAGCAGGUGUGCAGGAGGGCUUUUAUUCGCACAUAUGGAGCAGAAAAUAUAAGCACCUUACCCGGACUCAGCCCUCAAGAUAAAAACUACGUUUGUGCGUACCCGCACUGUAUAUAGAGGCACAUGUGGACAAAGUGCCUGUUGCUGUAUCAAGAUGUUGUUUGUGUUAUUAUAUAUAUGUAUUUGUGUUAUUUGAAUAACACAAAUACAGCUUGAGACUAAUAGAUCUGCAACUUGUUCAAGGGUUGUUUUGGAAAAAUGGUAUCAUUUACAGAGUACACAUAGUAUGUGUUGUAAAUCUUUUUAAAAUAAGAACAACACAUGCUGUCAGAAGACCAUACUUAUUAUCCAUGUAUACAGGAGAAGAUUUCAGCAAAUCCUUUCCAAACAGUGCACCCCUGCCUCUACAAUAUUUAUCAGUUUGUACCAUAAAUAAAUAUAAAUUGCUGCUGCUGUUUAAAGCUGCAUUAAUUAAUAUGUGGCCACUAGGGGGCAGACUAAGAUCAAAACAAGAUGACAUAUCACCAAUUUAUAAAGUUAUGGCUAAAAUAUUAGCUAACAUUCAUUUGGAGUGAUAUUCAUGGUGAAUCUAAAUUGUGUCUAAUAUUCUCUCUUCUUUUACUUUGUGUGACGCAAACAGUGGCUGAGGAUUAAUUAUUUUAAGUUAAUUAUUCUGUUAUCUAAGGACAAAAGAUUUUUUUUUUUUGUCAUAAUGGGUUAUUUGUCUCAUUGUCUCGGGAAAAAAUUGGGCAUUUUUUAUCUGGACAAUGGGACAAAUGGAACAAUAGUGUUUUGUUUUCUUGACAUAAAUUAUGUUAUGGAUGAAACACCUAAUUAGAGCCCAUAGUUUAAAAAGUUCCUAAUCCAGGUAAUCUGUACAUCACAUACAGUAUUUAGUUAACAAUAUCAGCAGGAUCACUGAACUACACAUCUUGAAGUUGCAGCUGUAGUCUGCUCAUAAAUGAGGAAGCCUGAUUACCUUUUGUUUUGUUGAGAUAAUUAGUCUGUUGUUAUAAGAAAAUUACUUUUUAUCCUGAGAUAAUACGACACAAUUAUUGCAACCUCGACUGAUCUUAGCUUCUGUAGUCUUGGUCUCCACUAACUCCAAAAAUUGAUGUGUCUUUGCUCAGAUUUUCACUUUCUUCAGCAGCUAGUGAGUUACUGUAGGUAGGUUUGUCUUUUGUCUUAGUUCAGACUGAACUACAGAGUAAAUGUGGUGUGAAACCAAUAGUCAGCAACAAAGCUCCACAGUGCAGCUGCUUUGGUGAUUAGUCUCUGGGUUUUACCUCUUAUAGAUUACAUGUAUGUAUUUGAUUUAAUUUCAACAUAACAGUAUUGAUUAAUGCAGUUUUAAAAUUUGGACUCACCAUCACUUGAAAUAAUUUUUAGAAUAAUUUUUUUUAUGUGUAGUUGCUGUUUUUAAUAUACACUGUACAAUAGUGUGAUGCUUUGCAAAACUUUGUGUGUGAGGAAUAAAUUAAAAUCUUUAGUCUACCAAAUACA
Messenger RNA from Seriola aureovittata, 2554 nucleotides. Its product is annotated as suppressor of cytokine signaling 1-like. Gene Ontology annotation, biological process: phosphatidylinositol phosphate biosynthetic process. Bases 395 to 1168 code for a protein of 257 amino acids. Gene Ontology annotation, molecular function: 1-phosphatidylinositol-3-kinase regulator activity. Gene Ontology annotation, cellular component: phosphatidylinositol 3-kinase complex. The record is from RefSeq and is a predicted model, not a curated record. NCBI's taxonomy places the organism in Eukaryota, Metazoa, Chordata, Actinopteri, Carangiformes, Carangidae. The transcript has 4 exons.